CCGGACGUACAGUGGGCGGUACCUUUCUGCGUUACCUACCACCAAACGCAGGGUAGGCGGGACCUCUCUAACUUACGUUCAGAGCCUUGGGUCGUAAAACGACGAUGUUUUGGUCCAGCUGUAUAUCUAUCUUGAGUGCUCCUGUAUCGUUCAAUCCACACAGUACGGAGAUUAAAACGACUCUCCUUAAAAUGGACGGCUUGCAAUGCAGUUGAACGACUUCGGUUAUUAAAUCUGCUUUCAGUCCCUCGCCCUUCUUUCCUCCCAGCCCGACAGCUGAGAUGACAAGGCAGUGAGAUCGUCUGGCCCAGCGUGUCUUCCUGUGUCUCUCUUGUUACCCUGAGAUGGCAACGGCUAAAAAGAGCACUGUGAAAACGGGCGGGGUGCGUUUCUCGGAGGAGCCCAACGCCACCACCGCCGCCGCCGCCGCCGCCUCCCACGUUCACUUUGAGGAGAAGCUGCAUGACUCGGUCGUCAUGGUGACCCCGGAGGCCAACGGCAAUUUCCUGGUCAAGGUGGGCUUCUUGAAGGCCCAGCACAGGUAUGAGAUCGUCUUCACCCUGCCGGCGCUGGGCAAGGCCGUGUGUCCGGCGCCCGUUCCCAGCCCCCACCUGCGGACCACCGACCUCACCCUCCUCCCAGACGGCGGUCUGAGGGUGACCUGUGAGUACAUGGCCCAGCAGGAGGGGGUGCUCUGUGAGGAGCUGCUGCUCCUGAGUGAGGCCAACGACCACGUGUGUGUCACGGUCAAAGUUCACGCCAGAGUCAUGGAUCGCCAUCACGGUACGCCCAUGUUAUUGGAGGGAGUGCGUUGUAUCGGAGUGGAGCUGGAGUACGACUCGGAACAAAGCGACUGGCAAGGAUUUGACUAGAGGACACACACACACACACACACACACACACACACACACACACACACACACACACACACACACACACACACUCAUACAGACACACACACACACACACACACACACACACACACACACACACACACACACACACACACACACACACACACACACACACACACACACACACACACACACACAUUAAGAGCUCUCCACCAGCCUCCAUCUUAUUAUGAAAAAGACAAUUGGUUUGUUGAGUUCAAUAUUUAUUCACUCCAUGGUCAUCUGUCUCUAGUUCAAAGAAAAAUGUAAUUGAAUGGAAUGGAAAUUUUCUGAAAGUUCUGAUGGAAAUAAAUAAUAAUAUAAACAAAACUCUGAAUAUUUCAAUGCUAGGAACCAAAGGGAGACUUAAUAAGAAAAUAAGAUAAUAUAUAUAUGCAUAUUUAUUUACACACACACACACACACACACACAUUCUAAAUAGGGUAAAUGACAUAGUCCAUAUAUUAUUGACAAUAUUAUACACACACACACACACACACACACACGCGCACACAUACCAUUCUCGUAAUUGAUGUUGCCAGGAGCUAGCGUCCUUGGGAUCGGGGGACCUUCAAGGGAACGUACAGCCAGCCCUGGCGUUCAGAGAACAUCCUACACGAAUAAUCAACCAUCCCCACUGAAUGCAUCGGCUUCCUCCUCAUCUUCAUCAUCGUCGUCGUCAUCCUCAGCAGACUAGACACAGCGUCCAAAUCAUUCUCUUGAAACUUUUUUCUUUUUAUUGUGUGUCUAUUGUUUGUCUUUUUUGUGUCAUGCCCACUAGAGGGAGCUAAAGGUCGCUGAAUCGUUCUGGCGUUCUCCAAAUCAAAAUACAGGGAUGUCUUCUCUUAAAGGUGACAUAUUGUACCACCGGGUGUGUAACUGCUAAUCACACUCACACCUGGUGGUACAAAAUGUCACCUAUAAUGAAAUGGUCUGUAGAUUUAAAUUUAUGUCGCUAAAAAGGCUUGUCUCAUUGUGCACGUGAACGUCACUGUUGGUCGGCAUCUGCCCUGGACGAAGGUCCUGGUAUGAGACCCUCAUACCCCAGACCUACGUUUCCCUUGGCAACUCUCCAGGCGAUCACAUUUGUAAGCUUUGCAAUGUUACGCCUUUCAACAAGUGCCUUCUUUUUUUUUAUCACAAUCACUAUUUCAACUCACUCGCUGUUAUCCACACAUGUUGAUCUUUGCUUGUGCUGAUCACCUGCCUGAUACCUUGUAAGGACAGGCAAUGUUUCGGGGUGUCGGCGGGUGUAGAGUCACCAAUUCAGUCCUUCAUAAAGUGUCACAUCAUGUCCUUCUGAUGUUUGUACCACAGAUCUUCAUUUCUCCGCCUCAUCAUCCCUGCCUCCUCUUUUUCCCACUACGUGCAAACUUACCAGUUUCACUCUAUGAGGACCUAUCACAAAGGUUGGAUAGUUGUGGACGGAAUGCCAGGCAUGCAUGUAACUAACUUUGAAGGUCUGUUAAGAUCUUGUGUCAAUGGAGUCAUAAGCCAUGAUUGUUUUUUUCUGCGUCGUCACCUAUUGUACGCCAGGUGUUCCCACAGACUCUUUGGGGAGUUUUGACCGUGGUGCUUUUGCAUAUCAUGAAAUGCUUCUUUAUGUUUUGCUCUCUUAUGUAUAUUUGAUUUUGAAGCGUCAGCGCGAGCCGGAUUUAGAUUUGUUUUCAAAGUUUCUAGAGAAUUCUUUAUCGGUCAAAGUCUGUUUUUGGUUCAACCCUGCCUAUCACAGUUGUCAACUGAAAGAAUCUAUUGUUUUGGGCACAUGAACAUGAGACCAAAACGACGUGAGAAGUGAUAACAUAAUACACUUUAUUGUUUCAUCUGAAGGCCUAAAAGGCUCAAUUCAGGUUAAAUGUUUGUUCUUCUACUUCUACUUCUGAAGGACUGCAGAGGCAUAGAUUAGUUCUUGUUCAUGGCUUAUUAUUCCACAGACUGGUUAAAUGCCCUCUCACUGCCACAGUGUGGCCUGGGUCUGAGCCUGGCAGUGCCAAAUAAUGAUCCCUUUCAGUUGACAUUCUCACAUCUUGCAACACCAGGGUUAAGCCAUCUUGCACAAUACUGGACCAAUGUACAAGAUUGUAUCACAAACAGUCUUACAUUCUUAUAAAAAUCUAGAAUCUAAGUUAAAAGUUAAGUUAGCUCGUUCUUAAUAUCCAGGUAGGCCAACUCAAUAGGUACUGAAUGUAUAGGUAUUAGUGAAUGUUGAAUUUUGUAUAAACCUGCUCAUUUUGUGUGUGUGAUUUGUUAUUUUUAAUAUUUUGUCAUGUUCUAUAUCAAUAAAAGAACAUGCAGUUA
Messenger RNA from Gadus macrocephalus (Pacific cod), 3191 nucleotides. RefSeq names its product adipose secreted signaling protein (gene adisspb). NCBI's taxonomy places the organism in Eukaryota, Metazoa, Chordata, Actinopteri, Gadiformes, Gadidae. Bases 345 to 872 code for a protein of 175 amino acids. The transcript has 6 exons. The record is from RefSeq and is a predicted model, not a curated record.